Messenger RNA from Triticum aestivum (bread wheat), 648 nucleotides. RefSeq names its product replication protein A 32 kDa subunit B-like. The coding region runs from base 112 to 648 and encodes 178 amino acids. Gene Ontology annotation, biological process: double-strand break repair via homologous recombination; DNA replication; nucleotide-excision repair. The transcript has 6 exons. The record is from RefSeq and is a predicted model, not a curated record. Gene Ontology annotation, molecular function: single-stranded DNA binding. Gene Ontology annotation, cellular component: DNA replication factor A complex; site of double-strand break; chromosome, telomeric region. NCBI's taxonomy places the organism in Eukaryota, Viridiplantae, Streptophyta, Magnoliopsida, Poales, Poaceae.
ACUGCAACGGGCGUGGAGGUGACUACGGUGAGUAUUGAAUCCUAUAUGACCAAAGGUAACUAGACAUAUUUCUAACUCUUUCGCUAAUUGCAGGUCAGGCUGCUAGGAAAAAUGGUGAAUAAGCAAGUGUCUGAUAACUCCGUCUUCUUCACCCUGGCCGACGGGACGGGUUGCGUCAAGGCACGCGUCUGGUUCGAGAACGGCAUCGAUGUCAUGUGUUCAGCGAGCAUCAGUGAUGGCGUGUACGUCAAAAUAACCGGUCGCUUGCGUGCCGAGCUCGGCGUGCCCGUAGUUGCAGCCUAUUCAUUGAGUGUGGUAACAAAUUUUAACGAUAUCACUCAUCAUUUCCUGGACUGCAUCUAUGUUCAUCUGAUGAUGCGAAGCGACCAUGCUAAACGCGUCGUGCACUCUCUUGCUCUCGUCCCAUUUGCCGCAUCCGCAUGCUGGCUAGCACUGCACGCCGUGUCCCAGAGGUUGAUUAAAAUCAGAUCAAAUCGUCGUCGUCUGGGUGUGAAGGCCGAGGAAGAAAAUCUCACUGAUAUGAUAAUGGGAUUUCUAGACCAGCCGGGGAUCAGCGCACUCGAGCAUGGAGUUAGUGUGAACCUGGUGGUGGAACGUCUUGGUAUACCAGAAUCAGAAGCAAGGUGA